AUGCACUGUAAGGAACGUUUUGAGCUAAGCUCUAUUUCCAAGUGGGAACCAAUUUCAGUUUUUGUGUUAGCGGUUCCUUUUUGUGAGUUACACAAGGGCGAGAGUGUCUGAUUUUGAGCCACCGGGUGGCGACGUUUUUCCGUUUGAACAAGCAAGUGGUGAAGAACGCAAGAAAUGCUUAUUUUGUGUCCUUUCUGAUAGCAUUUUUGUUUAUUGUUGAAACCGGAGUUUGAAGACCUGUAUUGUCAGGAUUUACGUUUUUCUUCGUUUUCUCCCUCGAGCAAAUGCGGCAAUGAGUUCUCACGGCAUGUGUGUGGAGAAGUUGAAUAAAUGCCCGUUUUGAAGAACUGCUUGUACGCCUGAUUGACGAGGGAGCUACAGUGAGAACUCAGCCAGCCCGGCGCCAGAACAAGACGGUGUUCGGCAGAGCUACAAGCAAGUCACUUCACUCACCUCUUCCAUCGGACAGAUAAGAGACUGUACAUUCACCUGCCUACACAAAUAGCUACCUGAGUCCAGAGAGCUUUGGGUGCCAGUCAACAAUAAGUAAAACAUUUGAACAAGUUAAAUGUUUAAAGGUGGACUAGCCUCAAUUGCUGUAAAGGGACCUACAAGUGCUAAAUUGUGCAAUGUUAUGGUGAUGUGUGCAUGUUGUAAGGUUUAAGUGCGUGCUUAUUUGCACCUAGUAAUGUCUGAUUGAGGUGUGAACGACCAUUCAUAGCAUUUGAAAACAAGUUCAUUUGCGAACAUUCAAAGGUGUAGAACAACAUUUAAGUGAUUAAGUCAUUGCAAUGAAAAAUUAAGUUUAUUGUACAUUUAGUCAAUAUAUUAGACAGGUUGGUUGAUAAAGUAAAUUACAGGAGUCAGUAGUAAUUCAAGAUAGCCUACUGUAGUCAAGUGAUAAAACUAUAACAUCAUUACAUUAGUAAAUCAGAUAAAUACUGAGUUCAUGAGACUUCCUAAAAAUGGAUAGUGAGCAAGCAGAUAAAACUCUUAAGAGGGAGACUGAAAUAAGUGAAGGCAAACAACCUGCCCCAGAAGAUGCACUAAGAAGAAGUGAAAGAUCGAGAAGGCUCACUGAGAAGGGACAAGAACUCGAAGAGACUAAACUCAAAGGUCUCCAACAUCGUUUCUCACGUACCUAUGACAAGUGGAAGAUUCUUGCUAAGAAAUCAAGGAAGGAGAUAGAGGGAGCCUCUUCUCAAGAGAACCUACAAACUCUCAUCAACAAGAUAAAAGAAGCAUCAAAUGAUGUACAGCAGGCGUACGAAGACCUGCGCAAAUGCAUAAUCCCUGAUAAAGAGACACGCCGUCGAACAGACACCUGCGACACUGUCUCAAGGCAGAUAUUAGAGCAUGCUUGGAACCAUCUCCAAGACAAAGAUAACGAGCAAGAAAUAGAGUGGUUUGAGACUGGCUCUGUGUUCUCAUUAGGAGUAUCAGAAGCAUGCAGUGCAAGCUCAAGAUCAUCACUCUCAAGUAAAUCGUCAUGUAAAUCUUCAAAAAUAAGUGAAGCUGCAGCAGAAUUAGCCGCAAAUGAAGCCACUUUGGAAGUCCAAGAGCAAGUGGAGCGUGAGGAACGUGAACUCAGAAACCUAGAAGCUGAGUACAGACAAAGGCUUGUGCGACAAAAAAAGGAACGUGCACAAGAAGAAGAGCAAUGUAGACAAAGGCUUGCACAACAAGAAGAAGAAUGUGCUGCAAAUAAACAGGUCUUGGAAGAAAAGCGCAGAAAGAUAGAACGCUUAGAGACCAUAAAAAAGAUGAAUGCCGCCAAGGCCAAACUAGAAGUGUAUAAACAAGAACAAGGUUCAACCUCUGACUUGCUGGAUCUAUUCAAGGAUUAUAAGCCCAAACGAGAAAGGCUUACAUUCGACUCAAAACCUUCUGUCACGCCACAACUAAUCACAAGGAUGCAAUCUUCUAUAACUACUCCCAAAGAGGAUAGCACAACUGAUUUUGCCAAGGUAAUAGCAGAGUCCUUCAGUGUAAGCCGUCUCCCAGCACCAGAGCCUGCUGUUUUCAGUGGAGAUCCACUAAAGUACAAGGGCUGGGAAAUGUCCUUUCAAACGCUGAUAGGCAGAAAGAAUAUACCAGCGAACGAAAUUAAUCUACUACCUACAAAAAUAUGUUGGUGGACCAGCAAGAAAAGCCAUUGA
Messenger RNA from Syngnathus typhle (broad-nosed pipefish), 2159 nucleotides. RefSeq names its product DNA ligase 1-like. The record is from RefSeq and is a predicted model, not a curated record. The transcript is spliced from 2 exons. Bases 966 to 2159 code for a protein of 397 amino acids. NCBI's taxonomy places the organism in Eukaryota, Metazoa, Chordata, Actinopteri, Syngnathiformes, Syngnathidae.